AAAAUCGCUUUGCCUGCCUGUACACACACACACACACACGCAGCGGUAGCGGCGUCAAAUGAAACCCUCCAUCAGCGCACAACCGCAAACACGGCCGUUAUAACAAUCCUCCGAAACCGAGAUCCCCGAGACUCUGACAUCGUUGCAGACCGUACCGGAUGUGAAGCACGGGACAGAGACCGAGCGCGCGCACGCACGGGGAGAGAGACGGGGACAUGGGCGACAGCUGCAGAAGAGGAGAGAGUCAAAUAUUGAGAGCAGCGCCGGGUGAAGGCGACCGAUGAGGAUGAAGAGUGGGAAGUGAAGCGCUCGUUCUGACAGUCUGCAUCUCUUCGGUCGCCGCCAUCGCGCAGUUUAACCCCAUCCUGUCCAGAUAUGAUGAAAGCAUUUUCCUCACUCCAGUCCCUCUUGUGGUGUCACUGGGCCAUGGUUCGCAAGAAAGGAUCACUUAUUUUGUGUGGAGCGUUUCUAUUUGUCGCCUGGAAUGCCUUGCUCCUCCUCUUCUUAUGGGGGAGGCCUCCCAUUGGCCGACUUGGUGAGGGAGGCGGCGCUGAACCAGGGGCUGGAGAGGAGUGGGGAGGCGGAAAAGCAAAAGUGGGUGGAGCUAAUGGAUUGGCCGGCGAAGUGAUCAGAUUGGCCGAAGAAGUAGAAUCAGAACUGGAGACUCAGAAGAAGCUUCUCAAACAGAUACAGAGUCACAGGGAACUAUGGGAACAACGGAAAGAACUGGGAAAGAGGGAAUCCGAGGACACAAAAGACAAAAAGAACAUUGUGGAGUUUAAAAAACCUCAGCAGAUUCCUGCAGUACCUCUAAAUCAUAAAACUGUAGAUGAUACAAAAACUGUUAUGGAGAAACAAGAAGUUUUAAAGGUUACGCCACCUCAGCUGGUUAUGAAGGAGCAGGAACCGGAACAAGAGAACAAGAAAAUGGUAGAAAAUGAAGUAAACCGUACUAAGCCAAGCCCUCAAAUCAUUAUCCCAAUUCUCGUUAUUGCCUGUGACAGAGUAACUGUGAAGAGAAGUUUAGAUAAACUUAUACAGUACCGCCCUUCUGCUGAACUCUACCCAAUCAUUGUCAGCCAGGACUGUGGCCACGCAGAUACUGCAAGGAUGAUUGGCUCCUAUGGAAGUAAGGUAACCCAUAUUAGCCAACCGGAUCUCGCAGAUAUUCCAGUGCGACCCGAUCACAGGAAGUUCCAGGGUUACUACAAGAUCGCCAGGCACUACCGUUGGGCCCUGAACCAAGUGUUCAACGUCUUUGCUUACUCCACAGUGGUCAUUGUGGAGGAUGACCUGGAGGUGGCCCCCGACUUUUUCGAGUAUUUCCGUGCGCUCUACCCCAUCUUGCGAUCGGAUCCGACUCUUUGGUGCGUUUCUGCCUGGAACGAUAACGGACGGGAUGGGCUGGUCAACCCGGGCAUGGCUGACCUCCUUUACCGAACAGAUUUCUUUCCCGGCCUCGGAUGGAUGCUUCUGAAGGAAGUCUGGGCAGAGCUAGAGCCCAAGUGGCCCAAAGCAUUCUGGGACGAUUGGAUGCGGCACCCGGAGCAGCGGAAGGACCGCUCAUGCAUUCGUCCCGAGAUCUCAAGGACUAUAACGUUUGGCCGGAAAGGUGUCAGUUUGGGUCAAUUUUUCGACCAGUAUCUGCGCUACAUAAAACUCAAUACUGAAUUUGUGCCUUUCACUAAAGCGGACUUGUCCUACUUGGUCAGGGAGAAGUACGAUGAAACCUUUGAAAAAGAAGUGUAUAGCGCCCCCUUGGUGAAGGUGGAGGAACUACAGCAAGGUGGAAGCCUGAAGGGCUCCGGGCCGUAUCGAGUUCAGUAUUCCAGCAGAGACAACUUUAAAGUCCUGGCCCGCAACCUGGGAGUUAUGGACGACUUGAAGUCAGGGGUUCCCCGUGCCGGUUACAGGGGCGUAGUCAGCUUUAUUUCCCGUGGACGAAGAAUUUAUCUGGCUCCCCCUGAGGGCUGGACUAAAUAUGACACCAGCUGGAGCUGAGGAGCAUUAGCUUUGACCCACAAAAGACCAGAAAGAGAAAACUCACAUCUAUUAUAACAAGUAUAGAAAGAGAGAAACGCCCUCUCAAACCAAAGAAAACAGAGGCAGGGUGUAAAAGUUUGAGGAAAGGUUAACGCUAAGAUGAGAGUAUAAAAUAACUGCUGUUUUUGUUAUGGAGGAACACAGGAAUGCUGGGAACAGCACAAAGGUUGAUGCAUCGUAUUUGCGCAGCAAUCAUGCAACAAUCUUCCCUCAGAGAAAAUAGUUACGCUCCAAACAGCUCCUAUGCAGAAUCACUCAUUCUGACAUGGAGAUAAAUGAUCUGAUUAUUUAUUUUAUCCCCCCCCCCCCCAUUUGAUGUACUGACCUUUCUGUUGGUGUAAACAUCAAUCCAAAAGGCAUAUAAAAGUAUUUUAUCUCACCAUAGUAUCUUUUGGAUGAAUCUCAUGAAAACAAAACACUCAGAUUUUACUCCAAAAUCAAUAGAGUAAAUUAAAUUUUUUGGAACAUUAUUUUCAUUUUUCCUUAAAUUAUUUAUGUAAGGAAUCUGAAGUUUUACUUUUGUUGUUGUUGUAAUUUUCAUACUUCUCACUGAUGAUUUUAAUUAUAACAGGAAUUACUGUAUAAAUAAUACAUUUUGCUUUAAAAUUUUAAUAACAAUAGUUAUUAUGUGCUCAAUUUAUAUUUUUAGCAAAAAAAUGUUCUUGACAAGUGAGAUUCAGCCUUUUAAAGACCAAUCUUAGUGUUAAAAGCCCUUUUAAAACCCUUUUACCAAGUUUUAUGAGUCCCUGACAUCAUUAUAAAUGAAGAUUGAGUAUAACUGUAGUCUAAAUUUGAUCAAUGCAUUUAUAUAAAAGCGCAAACUCGUUCACUUGACUUUUAUGUAGCACCAUUCAAUAUAUGAAGUUCAAGCUUGUUGCAAGAAAUUAUUCAGUGCUCGUGUAACUGAGAUACCAAAACUCUGGACAGCAUCUCUUCUGUGCCAUUCUUUUGAAGUACUGUACUUGAACCUGUUUUUGUUUUAACUGCUCUUCCUGGACCGGGAGAGCUCUCAUUGCUUCUUAAAGAUGUUGUAGGUUUGUUGCAAAACCAGUGGUCAUAAAAAUCACUUUAAAUAAAUGGAUUUCAGUAGGCCGAAGGAAGCAUUUUAAUUAGAUGUACUGUAAAUGUUUGGGAGAGAAAUUAUCUGAUAUGAAAGCAUAUGCAGUAUGAAGAAGUGUGAAACCACUGCCUGACAUGUUUAUAACUUUAAUACAUUGAGAAUAAAACAGACUAUUUUGAUAUUUGACAA
Carassius gibelio (silver crucian carp) is the source of this 3292-nucleotide messenger RNA. RefSeq names its product alpha-1,3-mannosyl-glycoprotein 2-beta-N-acetylglucosaminyltransferase. The transcript has 3 exons. Gene Ontology annotation, biological process: protein N-linked glycosylation. Gene Ontology annotation, cellular component: Golgi apparatus. Lineage: Eukaryota; Metazoa; Chordata; Actinopteri; Cypriniformes; Cyprinidae. Gene Ontology annotation, molecular function: alpha-1,3-mannosylglycoprotein 2-beta-N-acetylglucosaminyltransferase activity. The record is from RefSeq and is a predicted model, not a curated record. The coding region runs from base 376 to 2001 and encodes 541 amino acids.